ACCCGACAGAAAAACCAAAAUAUGAAAUAAAAUAGAAAUUGUGAAAGUGAUGAUUAUUGGAAUUCACAGAAAUCAUCGCAAGGAACCCUAAUCUAAAACUAAGAUGCGCUUCAAUUUUUGCCACGUUUCGGUUGCUUUCAUUCUCAAGUUCCUGAAUUUCCUUCAAUCCUUCAUUGGCAUUUCCAUUCUCCUCUAUUGCAUAUGGAUGUUCAACGAAUGGGACCAUCGUGUUCCUCCUCCUCCUCUUCCUCACCCUUUCCCCUUAUAUUUCAAUUCCAUCAACCUACCCGCUCCUUGGUUCAUAUACGCUUUCACGGGAGUGGGAGUUUUGGUGUUAUGUAUUUCUUUCUUGGGCUGCAUGGCAGCUGAAAUGAUCAAUGGUUGCUGCUUGUGUUUUUACACUCUACUCGUUGCAAUGCUUCUUCUGCUAGAAGCUUCCCUGGUGGGAUUCAUUGCUCUUGAUAGUGAUUGGGAAAAGGAUAUUCCAUUCGAUCCAACCGGUCAACUUGAUGAGCUUCGAGCUUUCAUUGAAGAUAAUAUAGAUAUCUGUACAUGGGUUGGCAUUACUGUGCUUGUGGUUCAGGCAUUAUCUCUACUACUGGCAUUAAUUUUACGAGCCACAGUUUCUACUCAUAGAGAAGAUUUUGAUUACGAGGAUGAAUAUGAUGUUCGGGGUAGAAGUUGGGAGCCCCUACUUAAUCCUCAAUCUGGCCAACCAUCUGGGUCUAGCAAAGGUGAUAAUAGAGGAAAUCACUCCGAUAUUUGGAGCUCACGGAUGAGAGAGAAGUACGGAUUGAACCAUGGUGAUAAGACCAGCUUCCAAGCAUGAAUUCGAGGCAAUGCCUUUUACUAGCCAUCAAGCAAUGCAUUGUAUUGACAUCUAAGUACAUAUGUAUAUCUUUCAUUUUAAUGUUUUAUUCAAUUUUAUUUGUUUUUCAGGAGAAAAUUGUGAUAAGCUAUAUAGUCGUGGUAUAUGUAUUUUAAACUAAACUAGUUAUUGAUUGAAGUUUGAGAGUCUUCAAAAAUAGCAUAGCAAAAGAGAAAAUUGAAAGAAAAAAAAAAAAAAAGAUACCAAG
Cajanus cajan (pigeon pea) is the source of this 1076-nucleotide messenger RNA. Its product is annotated as Tetraspanin family protein. The record is from RefSeq and is a predicted model, not a curated record. Lineage: Eukaryota; Viridiplantae; Streptophyta; Magnoliopsida; Fabales; Fabaceae. Gene Ontology annotation, cellular component: membrane.